Paramuricea clavata is the source of this 1077-nucleotide messenger RNA. The record is from the annotation of a GenBank genome assembly. NCBI's taxonomy places the organism in Eukaryota, Metazoa, Cnidaria, Anthozoa, Malacalcyonacea, Plexauridae.
AUGGCGGAGAAUCAGGAACAUGAUGUUACAAUUAUUAAAGAACGCAUUUGUACAAUAUUGGAGGAAUUAAAACGCCAGCUAACCUCCGAUAAUUUACGACAAUAUGUGUUGGAUUACAUAUCUACUAGACUUGAAAGAGUCCAUAAUAUUUUAACGUUAAGUUCUCAGUUAUUUAACGUCGAGGGCAGGUUAUUUGCAUGUAUUUCAGAAGCACAAUAUCUGCUGAGCAGUGCAUGCGACACAAUCAAUGGAACACAUAGUCAACCUGAAAAAUAUUUACUGGAAACCGUGGACGACCUAGUUACAAUAUAACCAGAGAACAAAUAGAAUAUUUCAUUGACUACGGUUUUAAGGCGGGCGAAAUUGCUACUUUACUUGGAGUAAGCGUGGCCACAGUUCGAAGAAGGUUGCAAGAUUUUGAACUUUCUACAUCGGUCUGUCGUACCCCACUAUCUGAUGAGCAACUUGAUGAAGUUGUCAAAGAUAUCAAGCGAAAUUUUGUACAAAGUGGAUAUAGAAUGGUUCUCGGACUUUUACGUUCAAGAGGAUUUCGGAUUCAAGAGAUCCGGGUUAUGGAAAGUCUCCGACGUGUAGAUGUUGAGGGUGUAAUAAUGCGAUCCUUACAACUGAAAACCAUUAAUCGACGAGAAUAUAAAGUCUAUGGGCCUAAUGCAUUAUUGCAUAUCGACACUAAUCACAAAUUGAUUAGGUAAGCUUCAUGAUUGUAAGUAACCUAUUGUAGUAUUUUGUACCUCCUCUAUAAUAAACACAUGCAUUGAAUCUGGCAUGCACUCAUAUAAUUUUAGGUGGAGGUUGGUCAUCCAUGGUAGCAUUGAUGGUUUUUCACGUGCUAUAACUCACCUUAACUGCCAUGAUAACAACCGCGCUGAUACUGCAUGUGCAGACUUUCGUGGAGCUGUCCAUCAGUUUGGUCUCCCAAGUCGUGUUAGGACUGACCAAGGGGUAGAGAAUGUAGACAUUGCAAGAUAUGUGCUUGAUCAUCCUGAGAGGGGUGUAAAUAGAGGCAGUCAUAUUACAGGUAGAAGUGUUCACAACCAGCGCAUAGAGAGGUUGUAG